GCCGGUCGGCUUCGCUAAUGCGGAAAAGGCGGUUCCUCCUAGUUGUCUCUCCCACGGCAAGGCUGCACGCAUCCCACAACACGGACGUCAUGGCGAAGGUCCAAGAGAAAGGCGUGGUUUCGGUGCCCGAGCUUGUGUGCUGCGAGGAAGCCACCGCGAGGACUCCGAGGAACAUAAUAAAAAACGUGGUUACCGUGAGCUUCGGCUUCUUGUUGCUCUUCACAGCGUUCCAGUCGGUGUCCAACCUGCAGAGCAGCAUAAACUCGGUUCAGGGCCUGGGAACAUACACGAUGGCAACCAUCUACAUCGCGCUCGUGAUUUCAUGCAUGUUUGUGCCGACGCUCAUGAUCCGCAAGCUGAGCCUUAAGACCACGCUGGUCGUGUCCAUGUCCAUGUACGUAUUCUACUUCGUUGCCAACUUCUACCCGACCUGGGCGACCCUUAUCCCGGCCUCCAUCGUGAUGGGUCUGGGAGGCGCGCCCCUUUGGACCGCCAAGUGCGCGUAUCUGACUACCAUGGCCAACGACUAUGCGGCCCAGACUCGCCAGAAACCGGUCGACGUGGUGACCCGCUUCUUCGGGCUCUUCUUCAUGAUCUUCCAGACGGCCCAAAUUUGGGGGAACCUCAUCUCAUACUACGUGCUCAGGCCGGCCGGCAGACCGGCCAACGUCAGCGUGAACAUUGAUAGCUGCGGGAUUCGUUUCGUGACGGCCGAGGACGACGCAGACAAUGAGAACCUGCAACCGCCGGACAGCGCCAAAAUUUACACGCUCAUGGGCAUCUACACGGCGUGCUCGCUGCUCUCGGGGCUCAGCGUGCUGAUUCUGUUGGACCCGCUUGCGCCGCCGUCCAGGCUUGCCUCAAAAAAGCCGGCAUCGCUGCUCGUGGAGACGCUGAGGCACCUGCGCAAGCCAUACCAGUGGGCCAUCCUGCCGCUCACUGUCUACAGCGGCAUCCAGCAGGCUUUUCUCAUCGCUGACUUCACGCAGGCUUACGUGAGCUGCGCUCUUGGUAUUCAUUACGUGGGCUUCAUCAUGAUCACUUUUGGUCUGGCUGAUGCUGUCUUUUCGAUGGCGUUUGGCACCAUCAUAAAUCUCGUCGGCAGGAUACCCAUAUUUCUUCUCGGUGCUGCUGUUAACGGCGCUGUAAUAGUUGUUCUUUGUGUGUGGAAACCCACGCCGAACGAGUUCUACGUUUUCUUUCUCAUUGCCGGCUGUUGGGGCCUAGGUGACGCUGUCUGGCAAACGCAAGUCAAUGGUGAGCUGAACUGCAUGUCAAUACGAAAAAAAAAGGAGCUGUUCGUUUACAAGGCAACGAGGUUGUGUUACUCCUAGCACUUGAUGACGUGGCUACUUUCUUGCUCUCUAUUUGCUGUCUGAACACCCCAACGGAUAAUAGAUUCCACAUUUGUGGAAUAAUAUUAGCUAAUUGCGGCUGAUAAAAUAUACGUGCAUUGUAAUUAAUGAUCCUGGAGAUAAGAACGGAGGUACCGUCCAUCCUAAGUAGUUUCUGCUUAGCCGUUCUAUUCUUAAGUAAAAGUGUCAACGACCGUUCUAUUAAUCGGGAUGACAGGAGGCGAACAAUUUUAGAUUAGGUCUGUGUUCUAGAACAAUCGAAUCGUAACGUUCAGCGUGAUGCCUUACUGCAGCGAAGGACAUUCUCUGAGGUCGCAGUCGUUUUGUGUUGAUCAUGCUGCCAUUGCAAUUGACAACUACAAGACCUUCAAACAACCCCUAAUCACAGUGUGCUUAUGCACAAAUUUACUUCAUUACGCUUCGGCUAGCUUGGACAUGCCAUUCGACCUAACAGGCUCUGUUUUAACGUGUCUGUUAUUUAGAGCCAGAAGUAAAGACAGCGCAGAGCAAUACUGUAUUUUGAUGUGGGUUCUUAUCCAUUGUUGGUCACAGUAAAAGUAAAUAAUGCGCAUGACGCACACAAGACGGGAAGCUCGCAAAGAACGUCAAGCUUCGCAAGUGUAGAAUCACAUCGCUACUCACGCUUGGGAAGCGUGAUGAAACUGGUCGAUGAAAAAGCAUGCAUGAAGUAAGCGUGCAAGUGUCUCCAUAUCACGCUUUCCGAACUCUAGGCGAGGCAAAAUUAACGCAAGGAAGCCUGUUUGCUGUGUGUGACGAAAACUAAGCGUGUAAAAGAUGCGUGCAAAAAGUGCCCCUAAUUCACGCUGGCUCAGCGUUAUGACAUUAAGAGUUUUUUUUUUAUUCGUCGUUUGGAAUAUGGUGCGGUUAUAGCUUCAUUUUGAUCAUCUCAAUUGUAUACUGUUUUGCUUAACGAGUGGCGUAUUAUCUAAAGCAGCAGUUUGUGUUUUCAGUGCCCAAAACAUGUGAUUUUGCCUUUCUUAAUUCCAGCCUUCUAUGGCACGGUGUUCACGGAGGACGAGGAAGCUGCCUUCGCCAAUUACCGGCUGUGGGAGUCUUUUGGGUUCAUCAUUGCGUUCGUCAU
This is a messenger RNA of Dermacentor andersoni, 2457 nucleotides long. RefSeq names its product protein unc-93 homolog A-like. Gene Ontology annotation, biological process: regulation of potassium ion transport; regulation of muscle contraction. NCBI's taxonomy places the organism in Eukaryota, Metazoa, Arthropoda, Arachnida, Ixodida, Ixodidae. The record is from RefSeq and is a predicted model, not a curated record. Gene Ontology annotation, cellular component: plasma membrane; striated muscle dense body. Gene Ontology annotation, molecular function: potassium channel regulator activity.